AUGGAUGUCAUGCACAAAGUCGAGGUACCAGCGCAGGCCGCUCCAGCGAAGUUUUACUUCCAGAAAAAUUUCCAAGAGGCUGUCCGAAAUGGGGACAAGGACCAGCUAGAAAAAAUGCUGGAAGACGAACAAGGCAAAAUCAACGUAAACUUGUACGACGCGGAAGGACAGACGGCUCUGCAUUUGAGCUGUUUGGACGGUAACUUAGAACUGGUGAAAGUUUUGGUGAAGUUUGGCGCAGAUGUCCGUCUGGCGAAUCGCGAUGGCUGGAGUGCUCUCCACAUAGCCGCAUACGGGGGGCAUCAAGACAUUGCCUUGUUUCUAAUCCAUGCCACGACGGGAAGAGCCACCCCCUCACGGUAA
Liolophura sinensis is the source of this 363-nucleotide messenger RNA. Its product is annotated as notch-regulated ankyrin repeat-containing protein-like. The record is from RefSeq and is a predicted model, not a curated record. Gene Ontology annotation, cellular component: cytoplasm. Lineage: Eukaryota; Metazoa; Mollusca; Polyplacophora; Chitonida; Chitonidae. Gene Ontology annotation, molecular function: protein binding; enzyme inhibitor activity; phosphatase regulator activity. The coding region runs from base 1 to 363 and encodes 120 amino acids. The transcript has a single exon.